Chelmon rostratus (copperband butterflyfish) is the source of this 2260-nucleotide messenger RNA. It is a transcript of the gene bpgm, whose product is annotated as 2,3-bisphosphoglycerate mutase. The transcript has 3 exons. Bases 104 to 880 code for a protein of 258 amino acids. Gene Ontology annotation, biological process: glycolytic process. Gene Ontology annotation, molecular function: intramolecular phosphotransferase activity. NCBI's taxonomy places the organism in Eukaryota, Metazoa, Chordata, Actinopteri, Chaetodontiformes, Chaetodontidae. The record is from RefSeq and is a predicted model, not a curated record.
CGCUGUACAUGGCCUGCCAAAUUACUGUCGACAGUCACGACUGUGCAGCACCAUUUAAGCCGGAUUUAAAACCCACACAGGGUCUCUGCAGCUGGUGCUUCGGAUGUCCAAGUACAAAUUGUUUCUGCUGAGGCAUGGGGAGGGGGCCUGGAACAAAGAGAACCGUUUCUGCAGCUGGGUCGACCAAAAGCUCAGCGAAGAUGGGGUGAAGGAGGCCCAGGACAGCGGCAAGCUCCUGAAGGAGCAGGGCUACAAGUUCGACUUAGUAUUCACCUCCAUACUCAGCCGCUCCAUCCAGACAGCAUGGCUGGUGCUGGAAGCUAUGGGUCAGGAGUGGGUCCCCGUGGUUAAGUCAUGGAGACUGAAUGAGCGCCACUAUGGUUCCCUGAUUGGUUUGAACCGAGCAGAGAUGGCUCUACAACAUGGAGAGGAAAAAGUGAAGUUGUGGAGAAGGAGCUAUGACAUCACUCCACCUCUGAUUGAUGAAUCCCACCCUUACUUCCUGGAAAUCUACAAUGACCGCAGGUACACCACUUGUGACGUGCCAAAAGAGAACCUCCCCCGAGCAGAGAGCCUGAAGGAGGUGUUGGACAGGCUGCUUCCAUACUGGGAGAGCACUUUGGUGCCAGAGAUAAGGAAAGGCAGGACUGUGCUCAUUUCUGCUCAUGGAAACAGCUGCAGGGCUCUGCUGAAACACCUGGAAGGUAUAUCGGAUGAGGAUAUUGUCAGCGUGACUUUACCUACAGGGAUACCUGUGCUGCUUGAGCUGGAUGAAAACCUCAAGCCUGUGAAACCUCGACAGCUGUUGGGAGAUCAGGCGAAGAUUCAGGCUGCAAUUAAAAAGGUGGAGGACCAGGGAAAAGCCAAACCGUCAACUUGAAUGCACUAAACUGGCUGUAAGACUUAACAUAGCGCUGUUCUUGUUGCCUAUGUGCACUUUUAAUAGGUACAGUGAAAACCCUUGAAAAGAAUCAAAUAACUCAUUAAGUAACAUCAGACAAUAACAACAACAAUUUGUUGCUAAUAAGAUUUAAUGGAUAGGUGUAAGUCGUACAGUGAAGUUGCUGUAUGUGAAAUAGUGGCCUGACCUGGAUACAGAGUGUGUGUCCCAGGUCAGACUGGUCCGGCAGCGGCCUGAGAAAGUUCAGAGAUGUACUGUAAAUGUUUCAGCACUGUGUUCAGUUGUAUUACGUGUAAGCAUUGAGGGAGCGUUGGGUUUGUGCAACGUAUGUGAUUUUUAAGCUAAUUGUCCACAACUGCCUGUAUUGUGACUUUAUUUAUUUCCUCAUUGACUCUACCCUUGCAGAUUAAUAGUAAUGUGGUGAAGAUGAAAAACCUAGAAAUACGAAAGAACAAAAACUCCUUUCUAAAAGAUGCUUUUCUGUUACAUUUACAAGCUCUAGGAAUAUUCUCCUGCAUUUAAACAUGUGCCUUCAGUAUUAACUCAGCUAUUUCCGCGCAUCAGACAGGUCUUGCAGUGAUUUCCUUUAAGAAUAAAAGCACUCUGUUAACAAAUCUUACCUCAUAGAAAUUGAGAGCCAGGCUAUUCAUUCCAAGAAUGGGGUAACUGUGAGCCACAGAAAUGCUGUAAAUAUGCAAAACCACUGCAAUCCUCUACUGGUCAACAAUUAUGAGUCACUCAUACUUUUAAAUGGCCUAUUCAGUUAGAGUUAAGACAGCUGAAGUUGUUUUUCUAUGAGGUUUAUACCAGUACAUUAACUCUGGCUAGGCUAGGUUGAGUUUAAAACACUGUGGCCUACAACCAUGGCCAUCUGGUUUAUGCUUUGCACUUUUGGGGGGAUAUUAUGAGGAUUUUUUAAAUGUAUCCCCUUCUCAAUUAAAUUCGAACAACUGUGAAUGGUAAAUACCAUUAUUUUUGGAUAAAUGUGAAAAAGUUCUAUUGUAAAAUACGAGCACUACUUUCAUUUUCAUUUUCAGUUCUAAAUUAUUAUCAUACAUGUGCAUUUGAUGUUGCUUAUGUAAUGUUAAUAACAUGAGUGAAAAUGUUACAAGCUACUCUUGAGUCUGCACAUUACAUUAUGUCUCAUAUAGCAGUACUACCUUACAUGUCGUCUUAUGUUACUACUGUGUGUGGGACAGGCUACUUCAUUGUACUGUAUGUUGUGUUGUGUCUCUUGUUUGAUGUACCACACUGUGCUCGUGUCUGUCCCCUGUCUUCCCAGUUUGUUUCUUGUGUUUCUCUGAUACUGUUAUUUUGUACACUGGUAUUUAAUGUCUUCCCUGCUGUUCACAGCGUAUG